AUGACUCCCAACCCCGUUAAUACCAUAUAUGAUGGGCUUUCACUUCGUACUGCCAACGACGGUUCAACUAUAUUCGCCUCGCGCCUAAAGCGAACCCGCCCAGCCCCUUGCCCGGUGCGCGCCGUUGGGGAAAUGGGUGUUGGUUCUUCUGUGGUCACCUCAUAUGGAGUUGAGGUGACCUUGUGGAAAAACCACAUCAGGCGAGAGCACUCUUAUUGCCGGAUAUUGGACGACGAAGAGGAUGAAUGUAUCGAAGCCUUAGAUGUCGUUGAAACGAUCUUACCACUCGAUGAAUCCAUGGAUCUUGCAUAUUCGUGGUCGUCGAGCCUGAAGAUGUCACCCGGAGGCUCGCCUGAGAUGCCUUUAGGAUCUCCUGAGUCAUAUAUAUUACCAGACUGAAAGUGAUGCUGCAGACUGGGG
This is a messenger RNA of Darwinula stevensoni, 420 nucleotides long. The record is from the annotation of a GenBank genome assembly. NCBI's taxonomy places the organism in Eukaryota, Metazoa, Arthropoda, Ostracoda, Podocopida, Darwinulidae.